AUGGAUCAUCCUCUGUCUUAUGUCCUCAAGUUACCUCCGCCUUCGGAGGGUGUAUCUCUUGGUGACUAUAUCGCAGCCAAUGUAACAGAUAAUGGUAAGGCAUCAACCCUGAUCGAUUGCCUGCCGUCGACAAAUAAGCGAGCACUGAUCUCGCCGGACUUGUCGCGACCGCCUCUAACGCACCGUAUGUUGAAGCAGUUCAUCACUUCCUUCUCGCUGCCCUCGACCGUGGGAAAGAAGCCUCUUCAACUGAAUGACCGCGUUAUGAUGGCCCUCCCGACCGGCCCUGAGAAUGCUUUGGCUUUAUUGUCUAUUGCUACAUAUUAUAACUGUGCUCCUGUGAAUGCGAGCUGCACCGCGGAUGAAUUAAAAGACGAUGCUCUUCGGCUAGGAGCACGCGCCGUUAUUUCCACGCAAGAGUCGAUUGAACGUCUCGGUCUUGACAGACUUCACAACGAGUAUGGCCUCGAAAUCUACUUUGUCGAUCCCCGGCCUUCGGGCGCUGCUGGUUUGUUCGAUAUCAGCAUGUAUGGCGAAGAAGACCCUGCCUCUCGUCAACGUCCCCCGUCGACUCCUAAUGGCCUUAAGAAUCACGCACUAGUUCUACACACCUCGGGAACUUCAGGUAAGAAGAAGGUUGUCCCUUAUACAUUGCGUCACUUGAUUGUAGGCGCUGUGUGUGUCAUGCAAAGUUGGAACCUGCAUCCUGAACAGGUCAACAUGAACAUGAUGCCCUUGUUCCACGUCGGUGGUAUUUUGCGUAACCUCUGGGCCCCAGUACUUUCUGGUGGUAGUACCAUUCUGUGCAGUGGCUUUGAUGCAAACGCCUGGUGGACAUUGGCCACACAGCUUGGUGCCACUUGGUAUUACGCUGCUCCGACGAUGCAUCAUGCUAUCUUGGCAUCUAAGCCCUCAGACGUGGACCCUGCAACUCAGCUGAAAAUCAACAUGAUCUGUAAUGCUGCCGGUGGUUUGCUUCCGUCGCUUGCCAACGAGCUUCGUGCUACAUUCAACUGUACUGUUUUGCCAUCGUACGGUAUGACAGAAUGUAUGCCCAUUGCAUCUCCGCCUAUGACGUAUCAGCUGGAGCGUCCUGGUUGCUCAGGUAUUGCUUGCGGUCCAGGACUCAGUAUUCGGGACCCACUUAACAUUGAAAAUGAGCUGGAAGUUGGCAAGACAGGUAACAUUUGCGUUCGUGGUUUGCCUACCUUUAGCGGUUAUGAAGUUGAGGGUAGCAGAGAGCUGGACAAUUCGAUGUUCUCUUCGGAGGGCUGGUUCGAUACCGGUGACUGUGGACAUAUGGAUCAAGAUGGUUACCUUUAUAUCACCGGUCGUUCGAAAGAGAUUAUCAACAAGGGUGGUGAGGUCGUUUCACCUUUCGAGGUUGAAGAAGCCAUCACUCAGGCCUGCAAGGACCGGGUCAAGCAAACUCUUUGUUUUUCCAUUGAACACAAAGUUCUGCAGGAGACGAUUGGUGUCGUUAUUGUUCCUCAGCCCGACCAGCCUCGUAUUGGUCUGAGCGAGUUGCAAAAUUCGCUGCGCAGCCAUCUGCACCCCUCUAAGUGGCCGUUUGCGAUUGUUUACAUGGAUGAUCUCCCGAAAAACCAGGCUGGUAAGCCUCUUCGUAUUAAGCUGGGUUCUCGUCUUGGUAUUGGUCCAUUGUCGGAUGAUGUCCCUGCGAUGGAUCGACACUUUGAGGCCAAGGCGCCUAGCAAGGAGACUCCGCUUUCGCGCCCAAUUCCUUGCUCGAGGAUCACUGUGGAUGUGCGUGCAGUCCAGCGCGCUUGCUACCGUAUUCCUGGCGUUCUUGAUGCUGCAGUGGUCCAACAGCGCGACCGCUCGCCCAUGGCGUUCAUUCAAGUCCAGGAAGAUGCUGAAUUUGACGCCUCAGAUAUUGAUCGUGCGUUGGGUCAAAUUCUCCAUGGAUACGUUGUGCCGAACCCGCUGCAUGUCUUCCGCCAGCCUUUGAUCAAGACGAAUGGUGAAUAUGACUUUGCCGCUAUGGAAAACAUUGUUCGCGAACAAAAUGCAGCGUCCAUGUCACAGACCUCGAUUCUUGUGCGCGACAUCAUCGCCAAGUUGCUGGAUCUUGAUUCUGGCUCUAUCACAGACGAGUCAGACUUCUUCUUGCUUGGUGGUAACAGUUUGCUGCUUGGUCGUCUCAUCUUUAUGAUCCGAAAAGAGACUGAUGUGAACUUGGAAGUAUCAAGUCUUUUUAUCAACUCCACGGUGUCGAAGAUCGCGGCACUCAUCGAUGAACAGCGUGGUCUGGGUGCUAGUAUGGAAGAGCAGGACUUUUAUCAGCUGGACGAAAAGGGUGCUGGACUGUACUCAUCGUACAAUCUUGCGCAUGACUACAAUGCUGAAAAUGACCCGGCCUUCUCGGCGCAUGGCUACAAGCCACGCAGCUCGACCUCGCCGCUGGUUUUGUUUGUCCAAGCUAUUCCUCUGUUUUUCUUUUAUCCACUCAAGGCCGCCUGGACUUGGACGAUUAUUUUACAUGGACUUGCCUUCUUCGCAUACUACAUUGAGGACUCAUUCUGGGAGCGUCUAGGUGCGUUACUGGCGUCCAUCGUAAUUGCUCGUAUCACAAGUCGUAUCAUUUGUCCCACGGCAGCCAUUGCCUUCAAAUGGGUGGUGAUUGGCCGCUAUCGCCCCGGCAAGUACCCGAUGUGGAGCAACUAUCACUUGCGUUGGUGGAUCGUGAAUCAGUCGUUGCGUACCAGUGGCCGUGGUAUCUUUGCGUUGACGCCCUCUUUGAUGAAGUUAUACUUCCGUUUGUUGGGUAUGCAAAUUGGAAAGGGUGUGCAGAUCGAUUCUCAAGCAAAGAUUUGGGAGCAUGAUUUGAUCACGAUUCAUGAUCGUGCUGUGAUUGAUCGUGCGCGUAUUCGUGGCUUUUGUGUGGAACGCGAUGGGUACUUCCGGUUAGAGCCCAUUGUUAUUGGACGUGACUGUGUGGUUAACACAUACACGCAGAUUUCUCCUGGUGCUCGUCUUGCUGAUGGCACUGUGUGGGGACCUCAGUCUUCGUCACACGAAGCUCCGUCACCUGAUUCCUAUGCAGCCUUCAACCGGAUGGCUGUGCCUCAGCCCCACAUAUUGCUCCGUCUCUUGAUCGGUUAUCCAGUGGUCAUUCUUGUUCGCAUUAUUUCCUAUGUGCCUUGGUUUGCUGCAUUGUUCUUGCUCUUGUCUCAGCCAUUCAACUUCACCAACCAAGAUUCGCUUCACAGUAUCAUCGCCUGGUAUUCGUACCCUAAGCGUAUUGGUUACCACUUCCUUGCCCGAAUUGUGCGCAAAAUUCUGCCUCCGUUGAUCAAUGUGGUUUGCGGUCUAGUUAUCAAGCGUGUGCUUGGUCUGAAUAAGGCUGGAUCUAUGCGCAAUGCGAAUCAGCUGGUGCUCUUCCGUCGCUGGAUGUCCGACCAGCUGCUGAACCAGUACCGGCUUAAGCGCGCCUUUGAGAUCAUUGGUACUCACUACGAGAUGGUGUCCGUCGUGUAUCGUGUUAUGGGCUCCAAGAUUGGUAAGCGCGUGUACUGGCCUGGCUCGGGUAUUUAUUGCCCUGACCCUGAACUGUUGGAAAUUGGUGAUGAUGUUGUGUUUGGCUCGCGGUCUGAAGUGUUCACCUCUGACUCGAUUAGCUUCGAUCCGAUUCGUAUUGGACGCGGUGCUAUGAUUGCCGAUCGUGUGGUUUUGUUGCCUGGUACUACGAUUGGUGUGCAGUGUGUUAUGGGUUCGGGUGCCCUUGCGCGCCGCAAUGGCAACUAUGAAGAUCGUUCGGUUUGGAUGGGUUCGAAGAAUGGUGAGGCGGUCAGCUUUGGCAAGUCGCAGGGUGGGCCUGCUGAACUGGGCGAAGAUGAUACUAUUACACCGUUCGGUCGUGCGUAUUAUAAGCGCCAGGCCAACUACUUUGUGAUGCCUUACUUGAUGAUUGUGGCUCUGAAUGUCUUUACGCAGGCCAUUGCUGCCGCUUACUGGGCUGGUGGCUUUGCGGCUACGGUGGUGGGCAUCCACCGAAUCGUCGAAACCUACUAUCUUCGGUCCAACUGGCUGUUUGGCGACCACUGGUACCGUCCGGCCUUCCUGUAUCUCGCGAUUGCCAUUUUCUUUGUCGUAAUCUUGCCUGGUCAAGCAAUUAUUUCGCUCGCCUGGGUAGUUGCAACAAAGUGGCUUAUAAUUGGCCGUCGUCGUGAGGGCAAGUAUAACUGGGAUAUGAGCAGCUACUGCCAGCGCUGGCAGACGCACCUAACACUUCAAAAGCCCGCUAUGCAAGGCUAUGGUGGCCACAUUUUCAUGAACCUUUCUGGAACGGUCUACGCUGUCUGGUACCUGCGUGCCCUCGGUGCACACAUCGGAAAGGACUGUGCUAUUUGGGCUAGUGGCAAGCCGGCGCUUCAGCUGACGGAGCCGGAUCUGGUGACCAUGGGUGAUCGUGUGUCUAUCGAUGACUGUUCCGUGGUGGCGCAUAUCAACUCCCGUGGUCAGUUCAGCCUGAAUCGACUGCGUAUUGGAGAUGGCUGUGCGAUGCGCACGGGUAGCCGUCUCUUGUCAGGAGCCAGCAUGGAAGCCCACUCUAUGCUCCUGGAGCAUACGCUUGUGGCCUCGGGUGAAAUCACAGAAAGCUGGGCAGUUUACGGAGGAUGGCCUGCCCGCCGUUUGAAGCUGCGAAACCCUGCGCCAGCUAAGGCAUAA
Molecule: messenger RNA, 4689 nt
Organism: Malassezia sympodialis ATCC 42132
Lineage: Eukaryota; Fungi; Basidiomycota; Malasseziomycetes; Malasseziales; Malasseziaceae
Product: non-ribosomal peptide synthetase
Biological process (GO): fatty acid metabolic process
Molecular function (GO): medium-chain fatty acid-CoA ligase activity
Source: RefSeq, a predicted model, not a curated record